AGCAAGCUCUGCCAGCCAGAAGGACACAUAAAAGAAGAACAUUGCAGCAGAGGCACAGAAGGAGCCUGCGAGGAGCUGGGAAAUACACAACAGCAGAACCACAACACCCUCCCCUGGACACACCCUACUGGGGAUCACUGCUUCUCUUUUUUUCUGAACCAUCGCCCACAACACACGGAGAGAAAUCUCUCUCUCAUCAUCGUCCUGAAGAAAACCCCCUUCUCCUCAUUUUCACACUGCUGAGGAAACCUACAAUCGCACGGGCUGAGCUUUCCUGCCGAAGACUGUCGUUUUUCCUUUUUCUUUUUUUUUCUUUUCGUUUGGAAACUGACAUUUGUGAUUCUCGAGCCACGCCACGGCGUAAUAUCUGCAAGACGGCCUGAAGACCUGCGAAUUGAAGGACCUAGAUCACUAUCAUCUUUGUACAUCAAGAAUGGUUACUAUAAUUAGCACCAUGGAAACUCAGGUGUCCAAUGGUCCGAGCGGAACCAGCCUGCCGAACGGCCCUGUCAUUAGCACUAAUGGCGCCACAGACGACAGCAAAACCAACCUGAUCGUCAACUACCUGCCUCAAAACAUGACCCAGGAGGAGUUCAAGAGCCUUUUCGGCAGUAUCGGAGAAAUCGAGUCCUGCAAAUUAGUCAGAGACAAGAUUACAGGCCAGAGUUUGGGCUAUGGCUUCGUAAACUACGUGGAUCCUAACGAUGCCGACAAGGCCAUCAACACGCUCAACGGUCUCAAACUGCAGACCAAAACAAUCAAGGUGUCCUAUGCCAGACCAAGCUCAGCUUCUAUACGCGAUGCCAACCUGUACGUGAGCGGGCUGCCCAAAACCAUGAGUCAGAAAGACAUGGAGCAGUUGUUUUCCCAGUAUGGAAGAAUCAUCACCUCACGCAUCCUGGUAGACCAGGUCACAGCAGGUAUAUCGCGCGGAGUAGGCUUCAUUCGGUUCGACAAAAGAAAUGAGGCCGAGGAAGCCAUCAAAGGCCUGAAUGGUCAAAAGCCGCUGGGCGCCGCUGAGCCCAUCACCGUGAAGUUCGCCAACAACCCCAGUCAGAAGACGGGACAGGCCUUGCUUACCCAGCUUUACCAGACAGCUGCUCGCCGCUUCACAGGCCCUCUGCACCACCAGACUCAGCGCUUCAGACUCGACAAUUUACUAAACGCCAGCUACGGAGUCAAGAGCUCUCCUUCUUUCCUCCCCAGAUUCUCCCCCAUAACCAUUGACAGCAUGACCAGUCUAGCCGGCGUCAACUUGACCGGACCCACCGGAGCCGGCUGGUGCAUCUUCGUCUACAACCUGUCCCCAGAAGCCGACGAAAGCGUCCUGUGGCAGCUCUUUGGGCCAUUCGGCGCCGUCACAAACGUCAAGGUCAUCCGUGACUUCACCACCAACAAAUGUAAGGGCUUUGGCUUUGUCACCAUGACCAACUACGACGAGGCAGCCAUGGCUAUCGCCAGCCUCAACGGCUACCGCCUGGGCGACCGCGUGCUGCAGGUCUCCUUCAAGACCAGCAAGCAGCACAAGGCUUAAAGGAAGGCCUAGUCACUACUGCUCUUUAACAUGCAGUGGGAGCUACUGAGCUCCCUGUACAUUCACUCUACAUGGGCCUGGACUGAGUCUCUCUCUAACACACAUUCGACACACACACAUACACACACACGUUUAGUUGUUUUGAGCAAAAAUACACGAGUAGAGUCAUUUUUCUUUUCUCUUUACACAACAUGCUAGUCCUUCCUAACAUUUGCCUGUAUUGAAUUAGCAGAGUUGUGAGGAAAUCCAUGAGGGAAAAUCCAUGAGGAGGGACAGUCUAAUGAAUGUGACAGAGAAUGUCUGCAGAGAUUUAAUUUAAUUCAGGCAAAGAAAGAGAACUGGUCAAUGAAAGGAAAAAAAGUAAAUCAAAUAUGUGCAAUUUACCCAAAAUCUUGCCCUGGUAACUCUCCUGUCUGGCUUCAGAGGAUGUAGUCACUUUUUUACACUUGGGCAUUUUGAAUCAGUGAUUUUUUUAAAAGAAAAAUGAUUAAAACAGUGUUCUCUUAUAUAUAUUAUGAUAUAACUAUAUAUUCAACAUUUAAGGUGGUUAUAAUAGCCAAAUAUGUAAGCAUUUUCUAGAACUUUGAUUACGGUUUCCUGGCUCUACAUUUGGUUGCAACCUUGCCUUAUGGCACCACACACACCUUACUUGAGGUCCAACCCAACAGCCACUGAACAAACUGUGUGGAUGGUAGUCACAAAUCGAGAGGUCACCCGUGGGCCAUCACAAUCACUUCAGCACACUGAAAGACAACAUUCAUCACAGAGACACUCGCACAUACAUGCACAUGCACAUGCACAUACGCACCUCCACCGGAGGGCAUAGCAAAACAUCACAAAACAUGGCAACCUAGAAUCUCCUCAUAUCUUUCCACUCUGAGUUUUAUAUAAUUAGAAUUUAGAAUCAAUUCCACCACAUGCAGUUGUCUGUGUAACUAGGGGCAUUUCGACAGUGUUCCCAUGGCGAUGGCAUUUGGAAUUCUUUUGAAAGUCUUUCAAACCAAUUACGAAGGCCGACUGCAAAAUCCAGAACCAUAUUAGAUCAUUUUAAAGAGUUUUGAAUGGCUCGGGAAUAGGAAAGGCUGUGUGUCAGCUCUUUGAGCUGCCCAUUUUAUAGUGAAUGAGCUGUUAUGAAGGUCAGGGGCCACUGGGAUUGGUCGUCCUUGGUCUUCAUAACUUCUUAGAUACAUUUAGCUCCAUUCACUAAACAGAGUUGCAUUAUAAUUCGCCCAAACAGGUUUUAGCAGCCCCUACAUAUCUAAACAGCUACAUAUCAAGCAAAAAAAAAAAAAAAACUAAUUUUGUGUACUCAUGGCCCUUUAAAGCAAGUCACAGCCCCAUGAGCUACACAAAAAUUCAUCUUUUU
This is a messenger RNA of Sinocyclocheilus rhinocerous, 2900 nucleotides long. Its product is annotated as ELAV-like protein 3. The record is from RefSeq and is a predicted model, not a curated record. The coding region runs from base 434 to 1534 and encodes 366 amino acids. The transcript has 7 exons. Gene Ontology annotation, molecular function: RNA binding. Gene Ontology annotation, cellular component: ribonucleoprotein complex. NCBI's taxonomy places the organism in Eukaryota, Metazoa, Chordata, Actinopteri, Cypriniformes, Cyprinidae.